This is a messenger RNA of Knipowitschia caucasica, 2658 nucleotides long. The record is from the annotation of a GenBank genome assembly. NCBI's taxonomy places the organism in Eukaryota, Metazoa, Chordata, Actinopteri, Gobiiformes, Gobiidae.
AUGCUGGGAGCGUGCCAGUCCCCCCCGGCCCCUCACCCCAUCAUCAUCACCCACUGGAUGCCCUACGGCUCCCUGUUCAACGUGCUGCACGAGGGCACCAACUUCGUGGUCGACCAGACACAAGCAGUAAAGUUUGCUCUGGACAUCGCGUGUGGAAUGGCGUUCUUGCACACGCUGGAGCCCAUGAUCCCCCGACACUGCCUCAACAGCAAGAGCGUCAUGAUUGACGAGGACAUGACGGCCCGGAUCAGCAUGGCAGACGUCAAGUUCUCCUUCCAGUGUCCGGGCCGGAUGUACUCCCCCGCCUGGGUGGCCCCUGAAGCGCUCCAGAAGAAGCCGGAGGACAUAAACCGCCGCUCUGCAGACAUGUGGAGCUUUGCCAUUUUGCUGUGGGAGCUGGUGACCCGAGAGGUGCCCUUUGCCGACCUGUCCAACAUGGAGAUAGGCAUGAAGAUCUCCUUGGAAGGCUUGCGGCCCACCAUCCCUCCUGGAAUCUCCCCUCACAUCUGCAAACUGAUGAAGAUCUGCAUGAACGAGGACCCAGCCAAGCGGCCCAAGUUCGACAUGAUCGUGCCCAUCCUGGACAAGAUGCAGGAUAAAGCCACCGCGCAGGUCGACACCACACACAGCAGGGGACCGGGGGACGCGGAGUUGUUUUUACGGUCAAGAGCCAUGGGGGGCCAUGACGACGAAGAGCUGCCCUAUGUGGUGGGCAAGCAAAAGCAGGAGCUCACCGCCAACAACACCAAGUGGCUCAAAGAGGGACAGAACCAGCUACGCAAGGUCAGCGAGAACCAGCUGGACCAGGACCACAACUGCAAUAUCAGCCACAACGGCAACAGCACUCAGGACGAGCUACAAGAGAACGAGGAGCAGAGCAAUUCCCCCAACAAGGCCCUGACGCCCACCCUGAACCAGGAGGAGUCCAAGAACCUGCUGAACGAGGCGCUGGUGCAGGCUCUCGUCAUCGACUCUCUUGACAUCACCGAGAAGCAGGACAUGACGGAGCAGGAUGUCCAGGAGAAGGGCGAACAGACAGCAGAGGGCAGCAGAGGAGAGAAGCCCCCUGGGGAGGAGGAGGCCCCUGUGGAGCCCGGAGCCGAGCCGCAGAGAGAGGGCAGCGUGAGCGGGAGGAGCGCCUGCCUCCUCUUCUCCAACAUGAACGAGACGCCUGUGGAGGAGGAGAGCAGCUGGACCCCCCUCUGCCAGGACAACGCGGGCGACUCCACGCCCAAUGGAAACAGAGAGUCGUUCUGGGACUCCAGUGCAUUUGAGACGGACACGGAGCUGCCCUCUGGCUGGAUGAGAGUACGGGACACCUCAGGCACAUACUACUGGCACAUCCCCACAGGGACCACCCAGUGGGACCCUCCCUCUGACAUGGAAGGACUCUCAGACUGUCUGCUGCCCUCCAGCAUGUCCCUGGAGACCACACCUGUGGAGGAGCCCGAGGACUCGUGGAGCUCACUUUCUAACACAGAAGAAACUGCCCAGGAAGGAGAACUGUGGAAGGACAGAGAGGUCGCACCUGACGCCAGCCUGAAGGAGUUUGAAGGAGCUACAUUACGUUAUGCGUCCAUCAAUCUCAACUACAACAUCUCUCAGUCCGAGAAUGAAGAAAAGCUCGCUCCUCUCUCUUCUGGUGUAGAGGCAAAGUGCUUUGCCGUGCGCUCGCUGGGCUGGGUGGAGAUGUCUGAGGAGGAUCUGACUCCAGGCAAAAGCAGCGUCGCCGUCAACAACUGCAUCCGUCAGCUCUCCUACCACAAGAACAACAUCCACGACACGGCCGGCAUCUGGGGCGAGGGCAAAGACAUGUUGAUGGUGCUGGAGUGCGACACCAUGAAGCUGAUCGACCCCCUGGGGCAGACGCUGCUCCACGCUCAGCCCAUCGGGAGCAUCCGAGUGUGGGGCGUGGGUCGCGACAACGGCAGGGACUUUGCUUAUGUGGCCAGAGACAACCUGACCCAGGUCCUCAAGUGCCACGUGUUCCGCUGCGACACGCCAGCCAAAAACAUCGCCACCAGUUUACACGAGAUGUGCUCAAAGAUCAUGGACGAGAGGAAGGCCUCCAGACCCGGGGCCGGCAGACUGAGCACCCAUCUCAACAAACCUUUGGGGAUCCCUGAAGAGUUCCCGGCUCCGAAGAACGAGUUGUACCAACGCUUCCACGUCUACUACCUGGGAGAGGAGGUGGUGUCCAAGCCAGUGGGAGUGGACGUGAUCAACGACGCUCUGCAGGCGGCGCUGGACACAAAGGAGCAGAGUCUGUGGACACCUGUGUUUCUGAACGUGGCCCCCGCAACACUCACCAUCCUGGACAGACAGAAGGAGGAGGUCCUGGCUGAGUGCCGCGUGCGCUUCCUCUCCUUCAUGGGCGUGGGUAAAGACGUGCACACCUUCGCCUUCAUCAUGGCCGAAGGAUCCAGCCAGUUCACCUGCCACAUGUUCUGGUGCGAGCCCAACGCGGCCAGUCUGAGCGAGGCUGUGCAGGCCGCCUGUAUGCUGCGGUACCAGAAAUGCCUGGACGCACGCCCGCCCAGCCUGGCCUCCUGCCUGCCCACCCCCCCGGCCGACUCGGUGGCUCGGAGGGUCCGCAAGGGCGUCCAGAGCCUGCUGGGCAGCUUCAAGAGCUACAAGUCGGGCCCCCAGUCGCCCUGA